Phytophthora sojae is the source of this 387-nucleotide messenger RNA. RefSeq lists its product as hypothetical. Bases 1 to 387 code for a protein of 128 amino acids. Lineage: Eukaryota; Oomycota; Peronosporomycetes; Peronosporales; Peronosporaceae. The record is from RefSeq and is a predicted model, not a curated record. Gene Ontology annotation, molecular function: nucleic acid binding. The transcript is spliced from 2 exons.
AUGGCGUCGGUCCGGUACGCCUUGCAACAAGAAUGCUGCACGCAGGUCGAGUUCGUGCCUCCGGGGAUGACUGGCAUAUGUCAGCCCAUGGACGUCUCCGUGAUGAAGGCUUUCAAGAACCACAUUACGAAUGCGUACCUGCAGUAUCAUCUCGAGCAUCCGUUUUCGGCGACCGCGCGCGAGAAGCGAGCCCUGAUGUCACGCCUUGUAGCCGAAGCCUGGGACGUGGUACCUGCCACGGUGAUUACCAACGGCUUCAUCAAGGCCGGCUUGAUUCCAACCGGCCCCCGAGACCGCAGUGCCCGCUUCCGGGUUCCCGAUGUGUCGGCUAGAAUGCGCCACUUGUAUGCGAUGAAUAAAUUUUGUUUUUCCUUUUCUUGUCAAUAA